Molecule: messenger RNA, 914 nt
Organism: Dermatophagoides farinae (American house dust mite)
Lineage: Eukaryota; Metazoa; Arthropoda; Arachnida; Sarcoptiformes; Pyroglyphidae
Product: ATP synthase subunit C lysine N-methyltransferase
Biological process (GO): peptidyl-lysine trimethylation; positive regulation of proton-transporting ATP synthase activity, rotational mechanism; regulation of mitochondrial ATP synthesis coupled proton transport
Cellular component (GO): mitochondrion
Molecular function (GO): protein-lysine N-methyltransferase activity
Source: RefSeq, a predicted model, not a curated record
UUCUCAUCAUCAUGUUUUUUUUACAUGUGACCACAAAAAUUCGAUGGAUGUGGACGUAAGAAAUCCGGAUAAAAGACGUAAAUUUGCCGCCUGGUUAAGUAUCGGUGUUUUUGGCGGCUUAGCCACUGGUCUAGUCACCAUUACAUUGCCAUUUAUAAUACCAGCAUUUCGUAAGAUUGUUCUUCCCUAUGUGCCGGCAACUGUAGAACAAAUAGAAAAUGUUUUGAAAGCCGUCAAUUAUCGACGGCCAUUCGAACAACAACAGCAACAACAAAACAGUCCCGAUUCGGAUACAAAAUUAAUCGAUCUGGGUAGUGGUGACGGCCGAAUCGUAAUCGCAUGUGCACAGCAAGGAUUCCGUUCAUAUGGUGUCGAGCUUAAUCCAUGGCUGGUUAUUUAUUCCAAAUAUUGUGCCUAUCGUCAAAAUGUACACAAAUUGGCUACAUUUCAACGUAAAAAUUUAUUCAAAGUUAAUUUGGCCGAUUAUGAUAAAAUCAUUAUCUUUGGUGUUCCAAGUAUGAUGCCAUUGAUUGAACAAAAAAUACGUGAUGAUUGUGAUCUACGGCAACGAUCAACAACAUUGAUUGCUUGUAGAUUUCCAUUACCAAAUUGGCAUCCAUACAUGACAUUCGGCACCGGUAUCGAUCAGGUAUGGUUAUACAAAUAUUAUCCAUCACAUUAUUCGUCACACAUGGUUCAUAAUAAAAAUAUGAUGAUGAAAAAAUAAUUCAACAAAUGAUUAUAUUACAACAAUUAUUCAUCCGAUGAAUGUUGCUGUUCCAUUUCAAGAUCAAACCAUUUAGUAAUGGGAAGUUUAGCAUCCAAAUAAUCACUAAAAUACAUUUCAACGUGACCAAUGAUUGAUUUAUUUUUUUUGAACAAACUUUCCGAUCGGCUCAAUACAACCAAUUUGA